Molecule: messenger RNA, 654 nt
Organism: Gongylonema pulchrum
Lineage: Eukaryota; Metazoa; Nematoda; Chromadorea; Rhabditida; Gongylonematidae
Source: the annotation of a GenBank genome assembly
AUGUCUGCGCACAGUGCAUGCCCCACGUUGAAUCUGAGUACAUUGCGAGCUGCACUGGCCGACGUGGAGAAUAUUCUGUUCUGGGAAGCCAAGAAGACGUGGCCGUCGUUGAAAGUCAUCCGUGAAAAGGUUCUGCCAGAUCUGUAUCACAUUGUGUCGCUUCCGGAAACGGCACUGUUACUUACCGAUGAGAACAAGGAGCAUUUGGCUGUAUGCAUCAAUCUGCUCAAAGCUACUCUUCAGUACUGCACUCCAAGUCCUGGAAAAGUUGUGUCGAACAUCGUCAAAACACCGAGCAUCGAUUUCAGUACUUCUGGUAGACCUAGUAAAGCUGCUUUGAUCACCGGUAAGAUCGUCGAAUCUGCAGAUACGAUCGCAACACACUUCAUUACAUUCUUCACCUGCCGGCAGAGCGGCGCUAACGACACUUGUGUGAAUUCCGCCGUAGGACAUAGCGCAAAGCAAGCACUCGUACAAUCUGUUGUGGACCCAAUACUGUAUCCGGAAUGGUUUGCUUUGUCGGGUCUUAUUCCUUGGCGUUGCAUUCUCCUUUAUGGUCCACCCGGGACAGGUAAAACACGCUUGUCGCAAGCAAUUGCACGAGAGGCCAACACGCGGUUUUAUCAGGUAGAAAAAAAUUUUAAAGGCGAGUGA